Molecule: messenger RNA, 711 nt
Organism: Ciona intestinalis (vase tunicate)
Lineage: Eukaryota; Metazoa; Chordata; Ascidiacea; Phlebobranchia; Cionidae
Source: RefSeq, a predicted model, not a curated record
UUAAUGAUAUUUCUAUAAAUCCACAUUGCAGUUUUGUUUUAUUAAUACCAAGUCAAAAAAGGUAUAUAAAACAUAAAUUUAAGUUAAAUUUGGUCCCACUUUGUUGUUGAGAGACAAGAAAAAUGGCGGUUGUGAAAGGUAAACAAGGAACUAAAGGAGCAAAACAAAUAAAGGAGGAAAACAGAACAACUUAUAAUUUCUACACUUACAUUAUACUUGGAGCAAAUGUACCGGUGAUUAUAAUGCAUUUGCUUUGGAGGAUAGGAAAUAUUGAAUGGACGCAUCUGGGUCUUCUCACUUUUUCCACCAUAAUUUACAUUCUAUGCAUGAAGACAAUGGGAUCCAUGUUGAACAGCCAGCUCGAUUUGAAUAUGGAAGCUGGCAUGGCUGAACACGUUAAGGAUAUUAUAUUCGUCACUGCAGCUUGCCAGGUGUUGAGCGCUGUAUCGUUGUACGGGUGGCUGUUGUGGCUUAUGAUACCGGGGAUGGCGAUCUACAAACUGUGGGUGAACAUUAUUGCACCCUGGAUAUUCGAAGCCCCGCCGGAGAUAAGCGAAAAACAACAGAAGAAAAUGGAAAGAAAGCGAAGGCAAUGACACUUAUGAGAGUUUAUUUAAUUAUUGUUGGUACCUUGAUUUGAAUUGAGCUUUGUUUUAGUGAAGACAAUCGCAGUUUUAUGUGUGGACGUGCAAUAGAACAAUUGCAGUUAAA